ACAUUCCACCUAUACCCCUUUUCUGCUAUCACCGCGCCUACUACAUUGGCGACGGCGAACGAAGCCACCACCCCGGCGAGAAUAAGCCGCUUCGCCGCUUCGCCGCAGCCGAGGGCGAGGAGGCGGGGCCCGCCGUUCAACAUGGCGUCGUUGUCCUCGCCGUGGGUUGAAUGGGCCGGGGAGUACACCAAGGCGGCGCAAGCGGAGGCGCUCCCGCCGAAUGAGUGGGCGGCGCGGGUGGCCACAGCGGCGGCAGCCGCGGGGGAAAGAGGGGACUUACAGUUUUCGGCGGGGCUGGCCGAAAUGCUGGCGCGCGUGGUCCUCUCUGGGGAAAGCAGCGGCGCCGCCCCCGCCGCGGCGUGGAAGUACGCCGAGGCUGCCCUCGCCGCGCGCCUCGCGUCACCGGCGCUCCUCCUCACGCUCCUCUCCUCAAGGGUCAUUCCUCGACGGGUGGCAAGGCCAACAGCGUAUCGACUUUAUUUGGAGCUCUUGCGGAGACAUGGAUUCAAAUUAUGUUUUCAGAUGAAAGCGGCAAAUUCCAACAAGAUCAGGCAGUUAAUAGAUGAUAACCUUAACCUCUCCAAGAUAUUUGGCUUUUCAGCAUGUGAACCAGGAGUCUUUAUUGUUGAAUUUGUCCUUUGCAUUUUAUGGCAAUUGGUUGAUACCGCAUUAGAUGAUGAGAGUCUGCUAGAGUUAACCCCAGAAAAGAAAGCUCAAUGGCCAACUAGGCCUCAAGAUAUUAGUGCAUUUGAAGUUUCUUUUUUGGAACAAAAGCCAGAGAAAAUUGAGAAAUUACAGAGGAUGAAUAGUGUGAUAACUAUAGAGCUUAUUGGACAUCUUCUUCACGAUAAAGUAAUUACUCGCAUCCUCUCAUUGGCACGCGAAAACAUGAAAACUCAGUGGGGACUAUUCACUUAUCGGUUACGAUUGCUUGUGGCAAACUCAUCCACCUUACAAGCUUCGACGAUGUCCUUGGUAACAUUUCAGCAGUUGAUUCUAGAUGACCACAAUGUCCAUGGCGAAAAUAAACAUAGUUUGCACAAAAAAUUCCACCCCAUGGUGGCUUCUAACCCUCUAUCUUCUCCAAAUGGACAUUGCCAUGGUGGUAGUUAUUCUGCACUAUGGACUCCUAUCGAUAUGUAUCUUGAGGAUUGCCUUGAUGGCUCAAUUGCUGCCACAAAUUCCAUUGAGAUUUUAAGUGGUUUGGUCAAGGCACUUCAAGCAGUCAAUAGAUCCAGCUGGCAUGAUGCAUUCAUGGCCCUUUGGAUAGCAUCAGUUCGCCUUGUACAAAGGGAACGAGAACCGAUUGAAGGUCCUGUGCCUCACCUUGAAACACGACUAUGCAUGCUUUUGUCUAUUGCAACACUUGCAGUUGCUGACAUAAUUGAGGAAGCAGAUUCACGUUGUGGUGAAAUUGACCUCAGCAGUCACUGGAAACAAGAAACAGCAACUGAUGAUCUGCGUAAGGAAUUGAUGUUAAGCUUACAGGCUCUUGGUGAUUACGAAAGUCUGCUUGUUCCUCCUCCAUGUAUCAUCUCGGCAGCUAAUCAGGCUGCUUCCAAAGCUGCAAUGCUUGUUUCAGGAAUUAACAGUAGCAGCGGCUACAUGGAAAGUAUCAAUGAAACUGGAAACAUGAGGCACUUGAUUGUGGAGUCAUGUAUCUCAAGAAACUUAUUGGAUACGUCAGCUUACUAUUGGCCUGGUUAUAUUAAUGGUCAUGUCAACUCCAUGUCUCAUGCAAUUCCUAGCCAACUUGCUGGGUGGGCGGCCUUCAUGAAGGGUACACCAUUAACUCAGUCACUGGUUAGUGUGUUGGUCUCAAGUCCUGCUUCAAGCUUAGCAGAGCUCGAAAAGUUAUUUGAAGUUGCAGUCAACGGAUCAGAUGAUGAUAAGGUGUCUGCUGCUACUGUUCUCUGUGGAGCAACCUUGUUACGAGGUUGGAAUUUUCAGGAGCAUACAGUUCGCUUAGUCGUUAAACUGCUCUCACAUUCUGAUCCUUCUGAUUAUUCUGGUAGAGAGAGCCAGUUAAUAAAGCAUGGUCCAAUGCUUAAUGUUAUUCUAACUGGAAUAUCACCCGUAGACUAUGCUCCAAUCUUCUCAUUCCAUGGUUUGGUUCCAGAACUGGCUACUGUGCUCAUGGCGAUAUGUGAAGUUUUUGGGUGUCUUUCCCCAAGUGUUUCAUGGACGGUGGGAGCAGGGGAGGAAAUAUCUGCUCACACGGUCUUCUCAAAUGCGUUCAUUCUUCUGUUAAGACUAUGGAAGUUUAAUCAUCCACCAGUUGAAUAUUGUAUAAUGGGAGAUGGUGCUCCAGUUGGCUCACAACUAACUCCUGAGUAUCUUCUGUUAUUGAGGAACUCCCAAGUUCUUUGUGCCAACAGUUCAUCCAAAAGUAGAAGCAGCCAGAAGCAAUUACCUGUUACUUCAAGUCGAUCAUCUCAGAACCCUAUUUUUAUGGAUUCUUUUCCGAAGUUGAAAUUGUGGUACCGACAGCACCAAGCUUGUCUGGCCUCGCCUCUCUCUGGACUUGCUCAUGGAACACCUGUACAUAACAUUGUAGACAGCCUUCUCAACUUGAUGUUCAGAAAGGCCAACAAAGGAAGUACAUCUAUUGGCUCUGUAUCCGGGAGUAGCAGCAUAAGUAACUCCUCUGGUCCUGGUGAUGACGGUUCACAUCUUUGGCCUCAGUUACCUGCUUGGGAAAUACUAGAAGCUGUUCCAUUUGUGGUUGAUGCUGCUCUAACUGCUUGCUCCCAUGGAAGACUAUUUCCGCGUGAACUGGCUACAGGUCUCAAAGAUCUAGCUGAUUUUCUGCCUGCAUCUACUGCAACAAUCGUAAGCUACUUUUCAGCUGAAGUGACACGUGGUGUUUGGAAACCUGCAUUCAUGAAUGGAACAGAUUGGCCUAGCCCGGCUGCCAAUUUAUCCAUGGUUGAAGAACAUAUCAAGAAAAUUGUAGCUGCUACUGGCGUUGAUGUUCCAAGACUUGCCACAGGAGGAACUACUUUGGGUAGACUUCCAUUGCCACUGGCUGCUUUUGUGAGCCUCACCAUCACAUACAAGCUUGACAAGGCAUCCGAACGUUUCCUUAACCUAGCUGGUCCAGCUUUAGAGAAUCUUGCUGCUAGUUGCCCUUGGCCAAGCAUGGCAAUUGUCGCAGCACUGUGGACUCAAAAGGUCAAGCGAUGGAGUGAUUUUCUAGUCUUUUCAGCAUCACGCACGGUCUUCCACCAUAACAAUGAUGCAGUUGUCCAGCUCCUCCGAAGCUGCUUCACUUCUAUUCUUGGCAUGUCGUCAACAUCAUUAUGCUGUUGCGGAGGUGUUGCUAGCCUUCUGGGUCACGGGUUUGGCUCUCAUUGCUCCGGUGGUCUCUCACCAGUUGCACCAGGAAUUCUCUACCUCCGGAUAUUCCGGUGCAUCAAGGACUGCUCUAUACUUGCAGAAGAUAUACUUUCCCUGCUGAUGCUUUCGGUGAAAGACAUAGCUGAGACAACAGUGUCCAGGCAUGGAUCGGACAAGCUAAAGAGGACCAAGUAUGCAAUGGGACAUGGAAAGAUCUCUCUUGCUACUGCAAUGACACAAGUUAAGGUGGCGGCAUCACUUGGAGCAACACUCGUGUGGUUAUCAGGCGGUACUACCCUUGUCCAGUCUCUGUUUCAAGAGAUGUUGCCCUCUUGGUUCCUUUCUGCGCAGGAUCUGGACCGAGGAGGAGCCAGUGGAGGAACGGUAUACAAGUUGGGUGGCCAUGCACUUGCCUACUUUGCAGUGUACUGUGGGAUGUUCGCAUGGGGCAUCGACCCGACACCAGUGUCCCGGCGUCGAGAGAGGGUUAUGCGGUCGCACCUGGAGUUCCUAGCAAGCGCAUUGGACGGAAAGAUCUCUCUAGGCUGCAACAUGUCCCUGUGGCAAGCCUACGUUUCAGGCUUCCUGGAGCUGGUAGUGGACCGCGCCCCCUGCUUGUUGCAUGAGGUCGACCUCAAGGUGCUCAAGAAGCUUAGCAUUGGGCUUCGGCAGUGGAAAGAGAAGGAGCUUGCCGUGGCCAUCCUUUGCAGGGGUGGACCGGAGGCAAUGGGUGUUGCCGCAGAGUUGAUAUUGGAUAGCGAGUGGUGACUGACUCUGAAGUUGCUGGUAAUUCUUCGUCAUCGAUGUUGCUGACUGUACAUAACCAGACGACGAGCGUGUGUAUGCUUGGUUUCUCUGGAAUGCUGUUGGGUGUUCUACUCUUCCUAAUCAAAGCUCCUCUCUAAGGCCCUGUACAAUGGCAGGUGCUUAGACAGGUGGCAGAGAAAAAAAACCCGGUUUUUUUUUCAAGAUUGGACUGCA
Triticum dicoccoides is the source of this 4320-nucleotide messenger RNA. Its product is annotated as mediator of RNA polymerase II transcription subunit 33A-like. Gene Ontology annotation, cellular component: mediator complex. NCBI's taxonomy places the organism in Eukaryota, Viridiplantae, Streptophyta, Magnoliopsida, Poales, Poaceae. Gene Ontology annotation, biological process: regulation of phenylpropanoid metabolic process. Bases 142 to 4107 code for a protein of 1321 amino acids. The transcript is spliced from 12 exons. The record is from RefSeq and is a predicted model, not a curated record.